Messenger RNA from Daphnia magna, 991 nucleotides. RefSeq lists its product as uncharacterized. The coding region runs from base 56 to 991 and encodes 311 amino acids. The record is from RefSeq and is a predicted model, not a curated record. The transcript has a single exon. Lineage: Eukaryota; Metazoa; Arthropoda; Branchiopoda; Diplostraca; Daphniidae. Gene Ontology annotation, biological process: DNA integration. Gene Ontology annotation, molecular function: nucleic acid binding.
CUUGGCGCGUUGCGUAAAAUGUCGACGUAGAUGUGUACAGCCCCGGCCACCCAUCAUGGCCAGUCUUCCUAAGGAAAGACUGCUGCCAUUCGUUCGACCCUUUUCAACAUCUGGUCUCGACUUCUUUGGACCUUUUAACACCGUGAUCGGUCGACGCACUGAAAAGCGUUAUGGUCUUCUCAUUACGUGCUUUUCAACCCGUGCUAUACACCUGGAAUUAGUGUACUCUCUCUCCGCCGACUCCUUUCUGAUGGCGCUGCGGCGGUUUAUUGCUGAUCGUGGCCAUCCUACAACCAUUUAUUCGGACAACGGGACCAAUCUGGUUGCGGGAGAAAAGGAGCUGCGCGAAGGAAUUGUGAACCUCAACUCAAAGCUGGUGACCGAGGAGAUGAUCGAUCGGGGAAUCAAUUGGAAAUUUUCGCCGCCAUCAGGCCCGCAUUUUGGUGGUUCGUGGGAGCGCCUUGUCGGCUCCAGCAAGAAAUCUUUGCGCGCUGUUCUGGAAGAGCGCAGCGUUAAUGACGAGGUGUUGCUGACUGUAUUAAAGGAAGUUGCGUCGCUCCUCAACAAUCGCCCUCUCACGCAUGUUUCAAGUGAUCCGUCCGAACCGGAACCGUUAACGCCAAAUCAUUUUAUUCUCGGCUGCCAUCAUCCCCAUUAUCCGCCGGAUGUCGAAGAAGUGUUUUGUGGCUUGACCAGACGACGCUACAGGCAGUCGCAAUUCAUUGUAAAUCAGUAUUGGCGUAAAUGGAUGCGGGAAUACGUUCCGAACCUAAUCGAUCGGAAGAAAUGGAAUCAAGCAACCCCUUUGCUCCGCGUUGGCAACCGAGUGCUCAUCAUGGAUGAGAACACUCGCCGCGGACAAUGGCUUACUGGAACCGUGUCAAAACUAUUCCCAGGAGAAGAUGGUCGCGUCAGACGUGUCUCUGUCAAAACGGUGACUUCUGAAUUAACCCGCCCUGUUGUAAAACUUUAUCUAUUUUCAGAUGCGUAA